AUGGGUGACACCCCGAAGAAAAAUGAGAAAACCUAUCUGUUUGGAUUCUCGUGGUUUCACCCAAAAAGUCUUCAGUUCUUGGCUUCCUUCAUUCCAUUUAUGAUAAUUCUCUCUUUAAAUGGAUUCUUUCAAGGUGCCAUUGUGAACGGCCUCAUUUCUACUAGUAUUAGUUCAAUUGAGAAAAGGUUUGACUUGACAUCAACUCAAUCGGGAAUUUUCGCUGCCACUUACGAUGUUUUCGUAACAGCGGGCCUACUUCCACUAGCUUUAUACGCAAAACGAGUAAUAAAAGUACGAUGCAUUGGAUGGGGAAUGAUAUUUGUCGGAAUUGGGUCUUUGCUCAUUCUGUUACCCGAAAUCAUUGCGGGAAAAUACACAGCCACAGCUUUGAAGAAAGAAGUCUGCGAUCCGAAACGAGUUGCCAAUUUAAAAUUCAGAUCAUUUUUACUUUUACUAUUAUCGCAAGCUUUCACUGGAAUUGGAGCAAGUCCGCUCUUCACAUAUGGGUUUUCAUGCAUUGACGAAUUCGACGGGCAUGCUCGAACCGGCCGAAACAUGGCUAUUUAUAUGUCUGCUACAACAAUCGGACCCGCUGUCGCAUUUAUCCUAGGCGGAAUGUCUCUCUGGACAUGGGGAGAUUUCUGGAGAACGAGACCAACUGAUAUGGGAAUUGAAAACCAGAAUGAUCCGCGAUGGAUUGGUGCAUGGUGGCUUGGAUUCCUUGUUUGUGGCGUGUUUAGUCUUUUUACUGCCUUACCACUAACCAUGUUUCCACAAAAACUUAAAGAUACUGAUAAGAGAAAAGUGAAGGAUGUGCAAAGAACUGACGCCUCGUUGAAUCAAGAUUUCUCGAACCAUAAAUAUGAAUUUUUUAAGAUUUUUGCGAUGUUCCUCUGCAACCGCACUAUUAUGUGCCUAGUCCUUAUGCAAACAUUGGAAUCAAUGCUUAUGAAUGGCUACAUCACUUUUGUGCCAAAACUAAUCGAGACCCUGUUCUCGUUUUCAAGUGGAGCUUCAAGCGCUAUAACCGGGGCUAUGGUGGUACCAGUUGGUGUUUUUGCUAAUUUUAUUGGAGGAUACUUGUCAAAACGGUUCAACAAUCAGUUUAAGCAUUCGGUAUACACCGUCAUUUGCUUCACAAUUUUUGCUGGUUUUUGUAGUUCGUGCCUUCUGCUACAAUGUAGCUCACCAAAUUUAAUGCACGUUAAUGUAAAUGAGAGCAUAUUGUCAAAGAAUGAUAUUAAAAAUACAUGCAGCGCAGGAUGUCAUUGUGAUGAACUAUUCAAUCCCGUUUGUGCCACAGAUAUACAACUCAGUUUCUUAUCGCCGUGCCAUGCAGGAUGCGCCGAUGGAGAAAAUGUUAAAUUUGGUGCUUCCAACUGGACGAAUUGCGCAUGUGCUUCCAAGAAUGGAUUUGUUGAAAAAGGCUUCUGUAAAAGCAGCUGCACUUUGAAAAUGGCCAUUUUCUUCACAAUGUUCUGUAUAAUGGCAUUUUCAAUCUUUGUCACUGGCCCGAUCCUUCAAAGCGCAUCCGUUCGAGUGGUUCAUCACGAACAUCGGGAUCAUUUCCUAUGCUAUGGAUGGCUUUGGAUGCGCAUUUUGGGAAGUAUACCUGGUGCCGUACUAUUUGGAAUAAUCAUUGAUCAAAAUUGCCUUUAUUGGCAAAAGGAUUGCGACGGAAGCAAAUGUCAAUAUUACGAUUCAAAAAAUCUUGGAUUUUCGUUUUUCUUCUUCACGGUAAUUGUCAAGUCUACAUGCGCUGUUUUGCUCUAUAUCGCUGCUAUUUCCUACAAGGAAAUAAAGAAACCCGACGAAUCUGAAGAAUCAAAGAAUUCACCAAACGAAUGCAGCCAAGACAUCGCUUUGAAACUUGCUAAAAGACUAUCCUCGGAUGUUUCUCCCGACACCAUGGUCUAUUAG
Caenorhabditis bovis is the source of this 1920-nucleotide messenger RNA. The record is from the annotation of a GenBank genome assembly. Lineage: Eukaryota; Metazoa; Nematoda; Chromadorea; Rhabditida; Rhabditidae.